Closterium sp. Yama58-4 is the source of this 966-nucleotide messenger RNA. The record is from the annotation of a GenBank genome assembly. NCBI's taxonomy places the organism in Eukaryota, Viridiplantae, Streptophyta, Zygnematophyceae, Desmidiales, Closteriaceae.
AUGCGCCACUCUUGCCCCGCCUCCCCUCUCCGCCUCCCCAGGUACGGUGAGGAGGACUGGAAGUUCUUCUGUCCGGGAGUGCAGGCGGCGAUAGAGGAGGCGCGGUUUGUGGCGUUCUACACGGAUGAGUACACUGUGCCUGGCUUCUACCUGCUGCCCACCCUGCAGGCGCGGCUGCAGAAGUGGUUCCCAGACGGGAGGGUGUUUCUGCACAUGGCGCGCGCCACACUGCAGCCGGCCAACUACCUGUGGCAGCGCAUCACACGCGUCUUCCACGCGCACCUCAAGCACCACAACCGCCGCGUCGGCAUCCAGGUGCGCACGUUCUACCGGAGGGACACGGACACGAAUCCGCGCAUUCUGGAGUGUGCGGUGAACAUCUCGGGGUACCUGCCACGCCUCUUCUCCGCCGACCAGUGGGACGCCCUCACUGCCAAUCCGGACACGCGCAUGCAGGCGAUACUGCGCAACCCGUACCCGCGCACGGUGGGGGUGCUGCUGACGUCCCUGUCGCAGCACCACAUGGACUACAUGCACGAGGCCUUCUCCACCCAUGAGACCGUUGACGGCACCGUUGUUGCGCUGCACAGUGAAGGGCACGAGGGGUUGGAGAGAGCGAAGCUGAGGCAGCAUGAGAAGGCCUUCCUUGAAAUGUGGCUGCUCAGCUUCAGCGACCAGCUACUGGUGUCGGACAUGUCAUCGUUCGGGUACAUAGCGUCGGGCCUGUCGGGGCUGAACCCGUACUCGCUGAACAUCGGCUUCCGCACGGCGGAGAACCUCAACUGGUACAUCAACCGCCGCCCCGUGUGCGCUCGCUCCUCCUCCGAGCCCUGCUUCCUCACGCCGCCCGAGUUCCUCCAGUGUGAUGGUUCUGAGGUGAAAAAGGAGCCUUUGGAGCUAAGUACAAGGAUUAGAAAAUGCUUGAACAUUAAUAGAGGAAUUGAAGUGGAUAUUCCAUUGUUUUAG